Molecule: messenger RNA, 461 nt
Organism: Symbiodinium pilosum
Lineage: Eukaryota; Dinophyceae; Suessiales; Symbiodiniaceae
Source: the annotation of a GenBank genome assembly
GCACCGACUCCUUUGGGUGUGCUUCCAGUUGUCGGACUGCCGGGAGUGCCGUUUGCAUUUGCGUUGCGGCAGAAGCCUUGGAGCGUGGAGAGGAAUUGGGCCUACCCACGCAGCUUCAGGCAGGUGGCUGCAGUUCUACAGAACCAGGCCAGCCUUGGGUUGGUUCCUGUGGAGUUGUGGGUGGAGCACAUUCUGCCCUGGUGCCCAAGGUGGUGGUUUGAUGUGCCUGGCAAGAGGGCACAUGGGAAAUCAGGCACACUGGCCUUGCUGGCGGCAGCGAGCAGAAGCAUGUCGAAGGCCUUUUUCAACUCGAGCACUUGCAGCACGCGCAGUGGCAGCAGCUUCGACGAGGCGGAGGCACCCUUCAGUGGCGACGAGGUGAAUGUCACAGCUGACGAAGUUCCCCUGGUCCAACCCCGACGGCAGCACCGGGGCUUAUGCCUUGCGGCGCAACGUGCAGU